This is a messenger RNA of Leptopilina heterotoma, 795 nucleotides long. Its product is annotated as non-histone protein 10. The record is from RefSeq and is a predicted model, not a curated record. NCBI's taxonomy places the organism in Eukaryota, Metazoa, Arthropoda, Insecta, Hymenoptera, Figitidae. The coding region runs from base 112 to 738 and encodes 208 amino acids. Gene Ontology annotation, molecular function: transcription cis-regulatory region binding. The transcript has 4 exons.
AACUUGAUAAACAAAAUGCUUCUCAGCGUUCUAUGGCGUGCAUUGUUGAAUUUUCAUCGAGAAAAAAUGGAUAGAAAUAAUGUAUUUAUUUAAUUAAAAAUUAAUAGUGCAAUGUCGGACGAGUCAGAGUACGAAGCAGAACCAUCAGAAUUUGAUAUUUAUAAAACAAAGUACCAACUCCUACUCGACAGAUGCGAGACUUUACAGCAGGAUAAUGAAAGGCUGGUUUAUCGUAUUCAGCGAGUAAGAAAACUUCUCAAGAGGACAAGAAAAGAGAAAAAAUUUUUAAUAAAUCGACUGGACCAGCAUGGUGACAGAUGGAGGGAAGCGCCGAUGGGUGUUCUCGAGGAGAACAGCAUUCUUCAAACUGCGCCAAAACAAGAAAAGGCUUCUAAAUCUAGUGUUAACCACACCAAGGAGGAGAAACCGAAAAAAGGGACAAAAAGAAAAGGAACUAAAGCUGAUCCAAACGCACCAAAGAGGCCUGCGAAUCCUUUCUUUCAAUUUUGUCAAGAGCAAAGGCCUAGAGUUAUGGAGAGAUUAGCCGGAGAGCCAGAACCCAGUAAACAAGAACUGACCCGACAAUUGGCUACGACGUGGAAGUCUCUCAGUUCCGAUGAUAAAAAGGUUUACUACGAUAUGUACGAACGAUCAAAGGAGAAAUACGUGGCUGAAAUGCAGAUUUAUAAUAAAAAAUCCGAAGACACGCCUACCGAAAUGUCUCUAAAUGUAACUUAAUGUACAAAUAAUUUGUAAAUACGUAAUUCAAAAUAAUUAAAUUGUCUUUGUAUAUAA